This is a messenger RNA of Candoia aspera, 3675 nucleotides long. It is a transcript of the gene AKAP5, whose product is annotated as A-kinase anchoring protein 5. Gene Ontology annotation, cellular component: dendrite membrane; plasma membrane; excitatory synapse. Gene Ontology annotation, molecular function: GABA receptor binding; beta-2 adrenergic receptor binding; calmodulin binding. The transcript has a single exon. Gene Ontology annotation, biological process: positive regulation of adenylate cyclase activity. Lineage: Eukaryota; Metazoa; Chordata; Lepidosauria; Squamata; Candoiidae. The record is from RefSeq and is a predicted model, not a curated record. Bases 326 to 1843 code for a protein of 505 amino acids.
AAAACUGCUGUGCUGUUAAAAAGCUAACUCUUAUUUUGUUUCUUUAGCUAAUAUCCUGAGGUCAAUUUUGAAGGAUAAUAAAUUUAGUUUGUUAAUAACUUACUGGCAUACAUAUGAACAGGAUUAAUAGUUCCUUUCUCUAAUAACUCUUGGGAACUGUGCUUCCAAAUAAGUGGUUCGACAUAACAUCUCCAAAAUAGAAUUCCCAAAAGGAGUCCGUGACAGUUCCUCUGGUCUACAAGUGAUAUGCUUUUAUUGUAGAUCAGCCUCAAGUAUGUCUUUCCAAUGAAACAUUAGCAAAGGAACCAAGCUUUCAGAAAUUAGAAUGCAAGCCCAAAAUAUGGAGCAUUUAGCAAAAGGAAUUCAGAUGGAGAGUGAGCAACAAUUGGAAGCUCCAAAUACAACUGAUCCAAUUAUUGCCCAUGAGAGCCCAGCCAAAAAAGCUUCUGUCUUUUGCUUUAAGAAAAGGAAAAAGUCCUGUGAGAAGGUAGCAGAGAAGGAUGAGAACCAUGAAGCCAAUUCACUUAGCUUAAGGUCUACUAACCAGCCUUCAAACAUGGGGCACAAUGAAACAGAGGUAUCAGAUCCAUUCUGGACUUCAGGAGGGGCCUGGUUGGCUUUCAAACGACUUGUGACAUUAAGAAGAAGAUCCAAAGCCACUUUGAAGAAACAAACACAGGUUUAUUCUUGUGUACAGCUAGAUGUGGACAUAGGAGAUUCUGGCAGGUCACGAUUUCCUAAGGAGCAUACCAGUUCCGGUUUUAAAAUUCCCUGCUUACAACUCUCUCGAAGCAAAAAAAGGACCAGCCAUUCUGAAAUGAUAGAACAGCCAGAUUGCAAGAAAAAAGGAAGUGAUACGGCAAGCAUCCUGAAUAGCAAAAAUAACGGGGAGCCAGAGAUUGUGGCUAUGGAAGUUCCACUUAAUACAAGACCAUCUCCCAGCAGAGGCCUUCAGGAGAGAGAGAGUGGCAGUGGAGCUGUGAAAAAUAUGGAAAAUGUGGCACUCUCCAGUAGAGAGAAUGAGUUUCCAGUGGAAGUAAGACCUGAUCCCAACUGUUAUAUUGACUGUAGAGUUCAGUCAGAAAUAAUCCAUUCUGAAACUGCACUUGUAACUGAAGAAGAGAAGCAAAUAUUUCAGUUACAUCAUGGGACCCUCUAUGGAAACCUUGAAGAGUUGGAAAAUCAGAAGUUCAGUUUUAAUGUUGAGAUCAGUCCUCUCAUUCCUCAGGACCUGCCUGAAAGUGAACAACAACCCAUAGAAAGAGAGGGAACCAAGAAUGCUUUUGCCAAAGAGGCCAAGUCACAGCCAUUUGGGAUGGACAUUGAUGUUGGGGCCAAAAGUGAGGAUGCUGCUGCUAAGGAAGGUCAUUCCAUUGAAGUGAUGCUGCAUUGCAGCCCAUCUGUAGUGGAAGAUGAGCCUUCAGACAUGCCAGUCUGUCCCGAUGAAGAAGACAGAAGUGAAGAAAAUCAGCUCGCCAUGCCUGGGGCCGGCAUUGUAAUCAUGAUCACUGAAGCUGAAGACUAUCAGGAUAAUGAAGAAGAAUCAGCUCCUAUCUGUGAAACUUUUGCAUUUCCCCAAGCCAUCAAGCAGAAAGGGAAGAAAAAAACUAGCAGAAGCCAUGCUUCUAGUGCAGGUUGUAACUACACAAAGGAAGAUAAAACAUGCUUCAAGGUCCCAUCAUCCUAUGGCACCAACAGCCAGGAACACCGGACUUCAGAGCAAUAUGAAGUGCUGCUGGUCGAAACAGCUGCCUCACUUGUGAAGACAGCCAUUCAGUCAUCUGUUGAGCAGCUUGUCAAUGAAAUGGCUUUGGAACAAAAUAACCAAAACAGCGUUCUAUGAUCACAAGAGCCUCUUUGUAAAUUAGGGGCAGGCCUGCUGUCAGGCAGGGGGAGCCAACUGUUGCUGAUCCUGGAAGUGACAGUGAUCUGCCAUUUAAACAUAUUGGCUUGUAAUGGGAAAGAAGGUACCAUUUGGAUUUUCUUUGUCUGCUGCCAACACUGCUUGAUCCAUCCUUAAUGACCAAUUCAGCCACAACAUUGCCACGAGGAAAUGUUCCAGAUGUUCUGAUGUAUUUAAACUUAGCAUGAAAGAUUAGGGAUGGUCUUAAGUCCUGAGAUAUUUGCAAUAUCUGUGAUUAGCUUAAUUUUGCAUGUUGGCAUAAUGGGUGUAUAUUGUAUGUAUAAACAGGUUGUAAAAAUAAGGUGGGGAGGGUCUUUUGCUGCAUGGUGACAUGUACUAAUGGUUUAUUCUCUAUAGUAGAUCUAGAAAAGACACCCAUACUCUCUCCCUUUCCUUCUCCUCAAUUCAUUUUUCACUUGCAAGUACCAAGUUAUUCAAAUAAUAAUGUCAAUAAUAUUGUCAAUGAUUGAGGCAGCUUUUUUAACCCAGUGCCUUUCAGAUAUGUUUGGCAUUACCUUCCUUGAUUUUUAGCUGAAAUUAUGGGAAUUAGUGUACCACUUAUGGAGGCCAGUAGGUUGGGGAAAUCUGACUCAGGGUAGGAGAAACUUUACAUAUUAAAUAAAUGGCUAUGAAUCAAGCUGUUAAAGGUCCCAGAAAAAAUUACUGGGGAAAGGAAAAGGAAUAGGUGACACCCCCAUCCAAAGCAGAAAUUAGAUUGAGCAACAGUAACUGAAAAGCAUAUCUUUCUUUAUAAAAGCUACCCAUUUCUACUAGAGCAGAUGACCUCAAUGUUUCUUAAGCCCUGCUGAUCAUUUUAUCAAAGUAUCUGGGUCCCACCAAGAGAGAAGCAAACAUUUCUUCAGAGAAAUUUACAAACUACAUUCAGAGACAUUUGUUAUUGUAAGUUUUAAAGACAAAAACAGUACUACUGUUGACAAUGAUUUUACAAUUUUUAAAUAAUGACUAAGCUUAGUCCUUGCCACUAGAAGCUGUCUUCCACAGAGCCCAAAUCCUGAAAUAUUUUUAAUUCAAAUAAUGAGUGAGAGCUAAUUGGGGCUGAAGCAGUGUUUGCUGCUGUGUGAGCUACCUUCCCCUAAGCCCAAUCCAAAUAAAACAACUUAGUCAUGAAAGACAGAGAGAGGGAGGGAGAAAGAGAACUAAGCCCAAAUCUUUCAGAGGCUGCUCUAAUUCCAGGCCCUGGGGAACAUUCUGCGGAGAUGCUCAAUUCCCUUUGCUUCAGGAUAGUCAGAGGACUGGCUGCUCUGUCCUCCUUUACUCUCUCUCUCCUGAGAUCCUUCCCAAACUGGGUCAGCAAGUCUCUUCCCAUCUACUGUUGUUUGAGAAAGUCAGGACUACAGAAGCCCUUAAAACACAUUCUCAGCAGUUCUUGCCCUAGGUUCAUGUAAGGAUGAGAGUCAAAAUGGACAGAGUGAUGGAAAAAGGCAAGUGAUUUGUUCAGAACUCUAGCAAGAGAGCUGUUUCCCCACUAGGGGUGUGCAUACUUUGAAAUGAUUUGAAAGCAGUGUUUUGGACCUCAUAAAAGCACCACAUCUCUGUAAUCCAUUAAAGCAACCCCUCUUUUUUCAGUCUUCUGCACCAGCUUGAAGAAGGGGAUUGAUCCUUUAAUUAAUGGAAUUAUUAAUACAACUCUUCAAGCAGAUACAUCUUUUUUCAGACUUGCAUGAGAGCCUUAAAAGAGACACACAUGCUUUAAUUAAUAGUAGAGAUUGGUAUUCUUGCAUGAGGCCUGAAGUAUUUCUUCUGAAUCAGAU